Manacus vitellinus (golden-collared manakin) is the source of this 3573-nucleotide messenger RNA. RefSeq names its product ubiquitin conjugating enzyme E2 N (gene UBE2N). Gene Ontology annotation, cellular component: nucleus. The transcript is spliced from 4 exons. Bases 1 to 483 code for a protein of 160 amino acids. Gene Ontology annotation, biological process: protein K63-linked ubiquitination; DNA damage tolerance. The record is from RefSeq and is a predicted model, not a curated record. NCBI's taxonomy places the organism in Eukaryota, Metazoa, Chordata, Aves, Passeriformes, Pipridae. Gene Ontology annotation, molecular function: ubiquitin conjugating enzyme activity.
AUGAACGAUCAGAACGUGGGCAGCUCUUACCUGUGGUCACAGCUUGUGCCCGUGGAAACCCAGCGCUUGCUGGCGGAGCCAGUCCCUGGGAUAAAAGCAGAGCCAGAUGAAAGCAACGCACGCUAUUUUCAUGUGGUCAUUGCAGGUCCACAGGAUUCCCCCUUCGAGGGUGGGACAUUUAAACUUGAACUAUUCCUUCCAGAAGAAUAUCCAAUGGCAGCUCCUAAAGUACGUUUCAUGACCAAAAUUUACCAUCCUAAUGUAGACAAGCUGGGAAGAAUAUGUUUAGAUAUUUUGAAAGAUAAAUGGUCCCCAGCUUUGCAGAUUCGUACAGUUCUGCUAUCAAUCCAGGCUUUGUUAAGCGCUCCCAAUCCAGAUGAUCCACUAGCAAAUGAUGUAGCUGAGCAAUGGAAGACCAAUGAAGCCCAAGCCAUAGAAACAGCCAGAGCAUGGACUAGGCUAUAUGCCAUGAAUAAUAUUUAAAUGCGCUUUGAACAUCAAGUGUGCAUCACUUCUCCUGUUCUGCCAAGACCUCUUCCUUUUUUUGUUUGCAUUUAAUGGACACAGUCUUAGAAACAUUACAGAAUAAAAGCCCAGACAUCUUCAGUCCUUUGGUGAUUAAAUGCACAUUAGCAAAUCUGUGUCUUGUCCUAAUUCACUAUUGUACCGCAUGAGCAGAGGCUAGAAGUAUCAUCUGGAUUGUUGUGAAAUUGUUUGAAAGCAGCAGCACAUCUCUGCUUUUAAUCAUUUUUCCCGUCAUGGUUUAAGUAUAAGCACUGUGAAUGAAGGUAGGCAGGGUUAGCUGCGGGGCUUUUUGUUUUAAUUUUGUGGGCUCCUCCUCCCUUUUUAUGGUGAUGCUAAUUGCAUUGGUAAAAGCAGCUAACCAGUUAUACUUUAGAAUAUACCCUCUAGCCCAGUCUAACUUAGACGCUGUAGAUGGACAAGCUUCAUUGUUUGAACAAAAAAUGGGAACAUUAAACAUCCACCACCUUCACUAAUAAUAUUGUGAUUCUGCUGUCAAGUGUAGAAAAAUCCCUCCAAGAAAAAGCUUGUGACCAUUUUGUAUGGCUUGUCUGGAAAAUCUCCUGUAAAUCUUAUGUUUUAGUAAAAUAUUUUUUGUUAUUCUACUUUGCCUUUGUACAGUUUAUUUUGCUGUGUUUUCAUUUCUCUAAUGUGACAAUCGUAUUUAAAAAAAUUGAAUCCAGAGUUGACAAUUUGUCUUCACCAGUCUGACAGAUUAAACAGUAAAGAGGUGGAGUUCACAAGGGUUUUUUUUUUUUUUACUUCCGUUUACUGACUUUUUUUAAUAGUUUAUGUUAUGUGGGUGACCUUACCUGGUCAAUUUAACAUGAAAUUGCAUUUGGAGUGACUUUUAGAAACAAGUCUGAUGUAACAAUUGUAACCAUAAUUUUAGUAAUGCGUCUAUAUGUAUUUUCAUGGAAAUAACCAGAAUGAAGUAGGAGGUUGAGAGAAAACGACAGCACUAAUUAUGAGUAUCUACAUAACGUCUCAUUGCUGAUUGUCAUCAGAUGUUAUGCAGCACGGUUUUCUAACUUCUUUAAUUCCUGCCCUCUCUUAACAUGAAAAACCAGUGUGUAGAACCACUGUUAUAGCCAGCUUGUGUAUUGACUGAUGUCUGCUUAACCACUUACAGCCAGCACCUCAUAACACUGGUUUUCUCUACAAGCCUUAUUAAACUACUUACUUGAGCAACUGCUCAUCUUAAAUAGCAACAAAGCUUCUUUAUUGGAGGGGAGGAAAGUGAUGAACAAAUUCCUUCUCAUCCUUGUAUUUUGUGUAUGCAUCUUGUCUGGGAACCCAGGAUCUUUUCUGGGAACCCAUCUAAUCGCUUCCCUUCAUUUCUUGUGUUUCUGUUCUCUUCGUUUCCCUAAGCCCUCUCCCUCACAAAAACAAACAAACAAACAAAAAAAGGAAAAAAUAAAAACUUAAAAGCUUUUGGUGAGGCCAACCUGAAGUGUAUAAAUGAUGGCUUGUAGUGGUUGCAGUAGGGAGUGUUUUGUCAUGCAGUUCAGGGGUAUGGUUAUGUAGUCUGUUGGUAUUCUCCCUCUUUCACCUCUUCUUACUCGUGUCAUCUGAAAUUUCUAUAGAAUGUGGUGUAUUUAUUGUGCUCUUAUGUAAGAUGAAGAAUAUCUAUUAAAAACUACGUUUUCCAACAGACAGUGCUUUCAGUGGUUAGUGACCGGUAUUGUCCCUCAGCGUCCUCUGUAACAUGGUUGAAGCUUAGUUCAGUAUUCAGCUUUUUCACAAAACUGACUUAUAAAAAAACUGUGUUGAAUGUAAGCCAAAGUUGUGUUCAGGGCUCAUGACAUGUCCUUCAGCUUGGGUAAGCACCAUUAACCCUGCCUUCUCCUUACAAACGAGCGUGUGUUUGGCUUUAGCUGGAGGAUGUCCCAUAGCUUCUGUUAGCGCGACAACUUUCACUGCAGGCAGCUGAGAAUAAGUGAGCUGUAGACUCUGGAUUCACUUCUCCUACCUCUUAAAGCUUUACGUUACACCACAUAUGCAGCUUUCCUCAGCUGUCUCUCGCCCAAGGGUGAGUGACACUCCCAGAGGACAGUCGGACAGUCAGACCCACCUAAGCAUCCUGUUUGAAAGUGGCUUUCCCUUCCUUCAGUAGAGAAACUGGACCUGAGCUGGCACUUAAAACAAUGAAACUUCAUAGGUGGGAUGAAUCCAGACCCAGAUGAUGUAUAUUAAAUAAUACUUAUUUUACUUUUAAACCUGAUUUAAGAGCCCUGUAUAAAGUCAAACUGGGAAUUUCAUUCUAGCUUAUGCCGAGGAACAUGUGAAACUAAAUUCUUCAAAGCCAGUUAGGUAUAACCUUUUCCUCAGUUAAGCAGGUGUGUAUUCCCAGCUGUUACGUGAAACUCAGUUAUUUCUGUUACAUCUGCCAUUGCAGCUGAUCAGCAAAUGCAGCUAUCUUUUAGGGAGCAGUAGUUUUAUCUCAGUUUUUAGUAUGUGUCUAUUGGAAAUGGGUUUCCUCUACCAUUACUGGUGCUAUGUGUCAAAUGUCCUAAAAUCCUGAGCAAGAGUGAUGAAUUGCAUUUUAUAUGUUAGUGUUUGGGUAGUAACUGUGUAGCUGUUGAGCCUGGGUUGUCGCAUGGGCUCUACAGCCACACAUGGAAAAUACUUUUGUGGUAGUUUCCUGUAGAUCAAGAGGAGGGAUUGGAAGGCUUUUGGUUUUGCAUAAACAUUCAGUGGUGGUUUCUUAAUGUGUAGCCAUGUUCUCUCAUGGAUGUGAAGUGUAUGAUCAUUUGGACCUGAUGGAACAGGUGUUUUGUAUUUUAGCUGACUAGUCUAAACCAAGUGAAACAUUGCUUCUAUAGCUUUCAAGAAAGUGUAUUUCUAACACAUCGAGACUAUUGUGAAACAUCUUAAUGGACUAGUGACAUAAAAAAUUGUGACAUCUCUAUUUAUAUACAUUCCUUCUUGGGUUGGUUUGGUUGUUUUGGUUUUUUUUUUGAGGGUUAAAGUAAAUGUCUGGUAGGUUUUGUUAAUAACAUGUCUUGACUGUAAUGUAAUAUGACACUGAAAUAAAAGGAAGAGUGAUUA